Molecule: messenger RNA, 3248 nt
Organism: Anolis carolinensis (green anole)
Lineage: Eukaryota; Metazoa; Chordata; Lepidosauria; Squamata; Anolidae
Gene: snx18
Product: sorting nexin 18
Exons: 2
Coding region: 1-1788 (595 amino acids)
Biological process (GO): protein transport; plasma membrane tubulation; endosomal transport
Cellular component (GO): cytoplasmic vesicle; plasma membrane
Molecular function (GO): protein binding; phosphatidylinositol binding
Source: RefSeq, a predicted model, not a curated record
AUGGCGCUGCUCCGGGCCCGCGCCUUGUACGACUUCAAGUCGGAGAACCCGGGCGAGAUCUCUCUGAGGGAGCACGAGGUGCUGAGCCUGUGCAGCGACCAGGAGAUCGAGGGCUGGUUCGAGGGCGUCAACAGCCGCGGAGACCGAGGCCUCUUCCCGGCCUCCUAUGUGCAGGUCCUGAGGGCGCCCGCGGGCCUGGAGCCGCCGCCCACCCGCUACGCCAAUGUGCCCUCGGCGGGCCUCGAACCCGCGCCCCCUUCCACCACAGCGCCCCGCCAGCUCCAGCUCCCCCUACAGGCCGCGGAGCCCUUCCAGUUGCCGCCUCCUCCGGCGCUGUCCUCCUCAUCCUCUUUCCAAACAGCGCCUCCUUAUGGCGGGUCCGCAUACCAGACCAGCCAAGGCAGCGAUGACGACUGGGACGACGACUGGGAUGACAGCUCCACCGUGGCGGACGAGCCGGGCGUCGUCGUCGACCCGCGGCACCUGUCCUACCGCCUCUCCGCCCACUCCGACUUGUCGCUGGGCUCACGAGGGUUGCCACUCCACCCGCACCCCUCGGCGGGGCCCAAGAGCUCAGCCACCGUGGGUCGCAACCUGAACCGCUUCUCCACCUUCGUGAAAUCUGGAGGCGAGGCCUUUGUCCUAGGCGAGGCUGCGGGCUUCGUCAAGGAUGGCGACAAGUUGUGCGUGGUGUCGGGCACCUACGGGCCCGAGUGGCAGGAGAACCCCUACCCUUUCCAAUGCUCCAUUGAGGACCCCACCAAGCAGACCAAGUUCAAGGGCAUGAAGAGCUACAUCGCCUACAAGCUGGUGCCCAGCCACACCGGGCAGCAGGUGCACCGGCGCUACAAGCACUUUGACUGGCUCUACGGGCGCCUGGUGGAGAAGUUUCCCGUCAUCUCGGUGCCCCACCUGCCGGAGAAGCAGGCCACGGGGCGCUUUGAGGAGGACUUCAUCUCCAAGCGGCGCAAAGGCCUGGCCUGGUGGAUGGACCACAUGUGCAGCCACCCGGUCCUGGCCCAGUGCGACGCCUUCCAGCAUUUCCUCACCUGCCCCAGCACGGACGAGAAGGCCUGGAAGCAGGGCAAGAGGAAGGCUGAGAAGGAUGAGAUGGUGGGUGCCAACUUCUUCUUGACCAUCAGCGUCCCCGCUUGCGGCCCUGCGGCCCUGGACCUGCAGGAGGUGGAGAGCAAGGUAGACGGCUUCAAGAGCUUCACCAAGAAGAUGGACGAGAGCACCAUUCAGCUGAACCAGACGGUCAACGAGUUUGCCCGCAAGCAGGUGACAGGCUUCAAGAAGGAGUACCAGAAAGUGGGGCACUCCUUCAGGGGCCUCAGCCAAGCCUUUGAGAUGGACCAACAGGCUUUCUCAGUCGGGCUCAACCAGGCCAUUGCCUUCACUGGGGAAGCUUAUGAUGCUAUAGGGGAACUCUUCGCAGACCAACCCAGACAGGACCUGGACCCAGUGAUGGAUUUGUUAGCUCUGUAUCAGGGACAUCUCGCCAAUUUCCCAGACAUAAUCCAUGUCCAAAAAGGGGCCCUUACCAAAGUGAAGGAAAGUAAGCGGCAUGUUGAAGAAGGGAAGAUGGAAGUCCAGAAGGCUGAUGGCAUUCAAGAUCGUUGUAACAUUAUUUCUUUUGCCACCCUGGCAGAAAUUCACCAUUUCCACAAAAUUCGAGUGAGGGACUUCAAAUCACAGAUGCAGCAUUUUUUACAACAGCAAAUACUUUUUUUCCAAAAAGUCACACAAAAGUUAGAAGAAGCUCUUCACAAGUAUGACAGUGUUUAAUAUUCCUUAAUUUUUAGACUUUGACCGAUGGAUGUUUCUUGGCUUGCAAAUGGAAUAAGCAACAGAGGCAAACACCGCUCUCAAAUACCUGUUGACACCUCUUGAGAUACUUUACAAGAACUAUUUUGUAAUCUGUUCUGGAUUCCAGUUGAACCUAAUCAUUGCAUAAGGAGGAAAUAAUUAUGCCUAUUUAGUUGAGACUGUACUACAAUUGUAACUAAGUUAUACUCCAAAUGCCUACACUACCAUUGUAAUGUUUUUGAAAUAAUGAUUAUCCUAUUUGCCUUAUUGCUUUUUUGAAAUAUGAUAUUUUAGUGCAUAUGCUGUAGACCUCAAAACCUUUUGGGUCUUUAAGGAAGUUGGCCAGAUAAAAGCCUACUUCAGAUGCCUUUUUAAAAUUCUCUUCAGUUUGAAUUUUCUAAAUUCAAACAAUUCUCUGUUUACAAAUUCCUAUUAGAGCAGCUAAGCUAUUUUGUGCCUUUAGACUUACAACUUUUCAUUAUUAUUAUUUUUUCUAGUAAACCACAUUUUUAUGACUGAUUGAAUGAAGGAUUGGCACCCCUAACAGGGCCUGAUUUCAAACCUCAUUAGUGACUGAAAAAUAACUAGACCUGUAACUUGCACACUAGAUGUUAUGAUAAAUGUUGAUUGAAAGAAAAUCCUUAAAAUCAUUUUAGACUUUGUACUGAUUAAAAAUAUUAUUUAUUAUUUGUACCAGAACCUUAAACACACAGGUGAGAAUUCAGCACUGCAGUAGUUCCAUUCUUAACAUGGCACCAUAAAACCUUUCAGCGUAAGACAUCUUUGGAUAGGAUCUUAGACCACUUAACUGAUAAAAGAACAUUGAAGUGUUUUUGUGGGAUGAAAGCAGAGGAUCAGUGGUUCAUGCUUGUACAUGUGUGUAAUAUUUGCAAGUCUUGUGAGACUGUUGCUUUAUUUCAUUUUAAAUGUGGCCCUGUUUUGUUACUUGGCUUAAAACUGUUGCAGAUUGCAAAGGUCAAUGCUACUUAGUGAAAUUACUGGUUGAUUGGGAGAGAAAUACUAAGAGCACAGAGCAGAGGUGCCAAUUAGGAUAAUGCAUUUUCCUUUUCUGUUUCUCCUCCCUGUAUUUCAAAUCAUACAUACUAACACACAGUUGAUGGCUUUUUCCUCUAAGAUUUCAAAAUGUCCACACCUUAAUUAUUUGGGAACACCUCAAAAUGUGCAUUCCUAUAACUGUGAGGUCAUAAUUUUAGUAGAGACUGUGAGGAAUUUGUCUGUAGAAUUCUGCAGAUUUCAACUACUCCUAUGCAACUUCGACAUCUGUGAGUGUUUGGGUACACUUGCUAGGUUUCAGAAAAUCCAUCAGGCCUUUUACAUCUUUACAAUGCUCUCUGAGCAUCUGAUUGUACAAGAACUUCCACAAAUGUUGAUUUUGGCAAUAAAUUGCAUACCAUUAAAACCAAUAAUUUUGCUGUCAA